Molecule: messenger RNA, 852 nt
Organism: Triticum turgidum subsp. durum (durum wheat)
Lineage: Eukaryota; Viridiplantae; Streptophyta; Magnoliopsida; Poales; Poaceae
Source: the annotation of a GenBank genome assembly
AUGGAUUUGGGGGCAGAGCAGCACGGCUGCGAGCAUUACACGAGGAGGUGCAGGAUACGGGCGCCCUGCUGUGGCGAGGUCUUCGGCUGCCGGCAUUGCCAUAACCAAGCUAAGAAUUCGCUGGAGGUGGACCUCCUCGACCGGCACGAGAUCCCCCGCCACGAAAUCAGCAAGGUUAUCUGCUCUCUCUGCAACAAAGAACAGGAUGUGCAACAGAACUGCUCCGGUUGUGGGGCAUGCAUGGGAAAAUACUUCUGUGAAAAAUGCAACUUCUUUGACGAUGAUAUCUCAAAGAAGCAGUACCACUGCGAUGGAUGCGGCAUCUGCAGAACUGGCGGCAUGGACAAUUUCUUCCACUGCGAAAAAUGCGGGUGUUGCUACAGCAAUGUUUUGAAGGACUCUCAUCAUUGUGUGGAACGAGCAAUGCAUCACAACUGCCCUGUCUGCUUCGAGUAUCUAUUUGACUCGACCAUGGACAUCAGCGUACUGCACUGCGGGCACACGAUCCAUUUGGAAUGCCUGAACGAGAUGAGGGUUCAUCACCACUUCGCGUGCCCGGUCUGCUCACGGUCGGCCUGCGACAUGACGGAUGCAUGGCAGAAGCUCGACCAGGAGGUCGCCGCCACGCCCAUGCCAGAGUUCUACCAGAAGAAGAUGGUAAGCAACUUUAAUAAGAUGGCCGCAUGCAUCGUUCUGAUGAAGAGGCCGGGGGUAUGGAUCCUUUGCAACGACUGCGGGGCGACGUCGAGCGUGCGCUUCCAUGUCCUGGCGCAAAAGUGUCCUGGGUGCAGCUCCUACAACACCAGGGAGACGAGGGGCGGCCCGGCUACAGCGGCGUGCUCCAGAGUCUGA